CAACAACUUACAUUUCAUUCCUCUUUCAAAAACUCAGAAGAGAACAGCAAUGAUGGCGGCUGCGGACCGCGCCGAGCAGCUCAAGUUGCAGGGUAACCAGUGCUUCCAGAAGGGCAAAUUCCUCGCUGCCAUCGACAUGUAUACAGAGGCCAUCGUACGCUCCUUUCCGCGCUUUAAAACUCCCUCUAAAAGCCUCUCUAACCUCCUGCUGUUAGGUGAUGGCGCCAGGUCGGUCCACUUACUAUUCCAACCGCGCUUUGUGCCAUUCCAAGCUGGACAAAUGGGAAAACUGCCGCGAAGACUGCGAACAUGCACUUAAGUUCGAUGCACUUAACGCCAAGGCCAGCUACAUGCUGGGCACGAGUCACAUGCACUUGUUGGCCUUUGACGCGGCCGUGGAGGCGCUACAGACGGCACUGAAUAGCGCUGAGAAGACCAAAAAGCCCAAAGCUUUUCGAGAGGACAUUGUCGCAGAACUGCGAAGGGUUAAGAAGCGCCAGUGGCUUCACACGCAGAAGCAGCGGGUUGCACGCCACGAGAAGGUCAAAAAUCAGCUACAGAAACUCUUUGGAGCCAGCCACACGGCCGAGGUCUUGGCCACACAAGCCACAGUUACAUCAGAUAACACAAUACGCUCUGGAGCAGAGGAAGCGGACGCUUUGAUGGCGUACGUGGAGCACAUGGCGGCUUGCUACGAGAGGGAUAUGUAUCCUGGAGAAAUUCCGGACUAUUUCAUGUGUCCAAUUAGCAUGGAGAUCAUGCACGACCCAGUCACGACUCCUAACGGUGUCUCAUAUGAACGACGGUGUUUGGAGGAGCAUUUGCGUCAUAAUGGCGCGAUAGACCCGUUAACACGCAAGCGACUGACGCUAGAUAUGCUGCGACCCAAUACGUCGCUAAAAGCUGCCAUUCAGGAUUACCUCGAGAAAAACUCGUGGGCGUUCGAGUAUUAGCGGAAGAUUGCAGGAAUGGUAUGUAUAUGUAUGCUAUUUUUUUUAAUUCGUGGAUAUUUUUUUACAAGGUUUAGACGCCGAGUUUAAAAAAAAAACCGGCGAUAUACUGACGUCCGUACUAUACGGGAACUGCAGUAUUGCAGUCAUUUAGUCUCGUAUAGUUAGGAUCCCUCAUUGUUUCGCAUGACGUACAGCUUGCAGUGUUUGUCAACGUGUCCGGUGCUGCUUUACGAGGAUAAUACACCACAUAGAGCCCCACUUGGACGAUACAUAACGCGACUCCAAGUGCAUUCGGAAUCAACACGAGCAUGUCGUCUUCCACUAUACUGUGCAACACCCAGACCACACCGUUCACGAGGAGAAACGCGCUGAUAGUGAUGGGAAUUGUGGACGCGUCCUUCGUCUGGAUCACGUGUUUUAUUCUCUCCAAUGGCGACGCGUACAACGCCAAAUUGAUGAGCCCGCUGACAGCUCCGAGGGUGUUUUCCACUUGUUCACUCGACUGGUUGGUAGCCCCACUCGUCCCAAGACUGUAGUAGAGCGUGUAACCCGCUAGAAUGUAGAACGCAGCGCCGUAAAGUUUGUGAAUGUGGGCAUGGUCACGAGUCCAGUGAUAGUAAAUUCCACCAAAGGCGAUCGAUGCGAGCAUACCGACUGCGUACGCCACGAACAGCGGAGGGAUCGAGUUCACCUGACGCGCGUACAUGACCCACGCGUAGCAGUUGCAGAAGAUGAGAACGACUGGCAAGACGGAGACGGAACCUGUGGAGCGAGUCUUGUAGAUCCGCCAAAAGUCUGGAAACGGAGCCAGCACUGCCAAAAUCGCUGCGGCAGUGGAGAGUACGUGAAGAAUACUCAUAGAAAAGUUGUUGCGAUUAUAUUAAAGACGAAGUGGCAAGAAAUGCAGAGAGGAGAUACAGAAGUUGACGAAGUGGUCAUACUUGGUGAGUGAGCACAGGAAACAGUGAUUCUAAGGAGACAUGGCCUUUAAGUUGAAUUUCAACGCGAUGUUGUGAAAUCUAUAUUCUAAUUUAUACGUAACUGAGUAAUUUUUUUCCACGCCAUCAAAGAUUGCAAACCCGGAGAUCUCCAC
Molecule: messenger RNA, 2046 nt
Organism: Phytophthora nicotianae INRA-310
Lineage: Eukaryota; Oomycota; Peronosporomycetes; Peronosporales; Peronosporaceae
Exons: 2
Coding region: 219-953 (244 amino acids)
Biological process (GO): protein quality control for misfolded or incompletely synthesized proteins; cellular response to misfolded protein; protein polyubiquitination
Cellular component (GO): cytoplasm
Molecular function (GO): ubiquitin protein ligase activity; protein-folding chaperone binding
Source: RefSeq, a predicted model, not a curated record